UCAAUUGUGCGCUCACAAUAGACUAUAGUAAGGAAACUUAUUGCUUUGCCAAAACAAAAUGUGGAACCAGGAAGAACUUUUGAAGUGUAUUUGGCACGCUUUCACAGCCUUAGAUGUGGAUCAUCGUGGGAAAGUAUCCAAAUCUCAAUUAAAGGUUUUGUCUGUCAAUCUUUGUGAGGUGAUGAAGAUCUCUUUUGAUCCUCGUGGGCUGGAAAAUCAUUUCAAAGGUGACGAGUCGGGCCCUCUGUCCAACCAGGGAUAUGUGCACUACCUGAGCAACUACAUUCUCAAUAAGGUCCAAGACAAUUUUAACAUUUUGGAGUUGUUCAAGUUCUGCUGGACGUUGUGUUACAAGAAAAACAUCUGUGUUCGAGAUCUGCACAUCUCACAUGAUAAUGCGUUUAAAGUCUGGUGCAUCUUCAACAUGUUAUCUGAGAGCAAAUACCCACUGUACAUUGUAGCUCAGGAGAUUGAAUAUUUAUUGAAGAUGUUGACCAGUGCUAUGGGCGACAUAUGGAGUGGAAGAGACUUUGCGGGAUAUGAUCUUAAAAUGGAUUUGCCUGAUACAAAGUCUUUGACGGUUUGGAAGCUGAUUGAGCUUGUGGGAAUGCAUUUCUUCAAAAACAAAAGUGCCCAAACUCUGUCUACAGCCAUCAACGAAGUGUUUGAAGAGCUCAUUCUGGGAAUACUCAAGCAGGGACACAUGGUUAAACGAUGCCACAAAGGUAAAAACUGGACAGAGUACUGGUUUGUGCUUCAGUCCAAUUCCCUGGAGUAUUAUGGUUCAGAGGAUUUAAUGGAGAUAAAAGGAAAGAUUGUUAUAGACAGAAACUGCACUGUUGAGUCUCUGCCAGAUAAAGAUGGAAAAAGCUGUGUUUUUUCCAUCAAAAGUGGUGAGACAAGUUUUGAGAUCAGUGUAUCAGAUAAAAUGAAAAAGAAAGAAUGGAUUAAAGCCAUUGAAAAGUGCAUUCAGAUGCAAACGUUGGGGAUGUUGCCUCCUCAACGCCAGGCUCGUGAAGAACGGAGGGAGCAGAGGCGGAGACAGAAGGCUGCAGAGGAUCAGCUGGCGGAGCAGAUCAAGCAUCUACUGGUCACCAAUGAGAACAAACAGAAGCAACUGGAGGCUCUGGAGAAGAUGCGACUUGAGGUUGAAGAGCAGGUGGCGCAGAAGUCAUCAGAGCUGGAGCAUUCCCUUCUCCGCGUGAAGGAGUUAGAGGAUAUGUACCACAGCCUGCAGGAGGCGCUAGAAGACGGGAGACAGGCCAAACAAGACCAAGAGGCCAAGAUGGAACUGCAGGCUAGGCUUUUGGAGGAGGAGGCCUUGAAGAGAGCAGAGCUGGAGCAGAAGCACAUACACCAGCAGAGGGCGCUGUCCCAGAGCCAGGCCCAGAGACAAAAGCUGGAAGUCCAAAUCCAGGACCAAGAGAGGAGACUACAGGAGCCCACUCAGCAGCUGGAGAGACUGGAGAGGCAAAGAGACCAGGCUGACCAGCGUUACCAGGUUAAAUAA
Messenger RNA from Periophthalmus magnuspinnatus, 1510 nucleotides. RefSeq names its product switch-associated protein 70-like. The transcript has 9 exons. The coding region runs from base 59 to 1510 and encodes 483 amino acids. NCBI's taxonomy places the organism in Eukaryota, Metazoa, Chordata, Actinopteri, Gobiiformes, Gobiidae. The record is from RefSeq and is a predicted model, not a curated record. Gene Ontology annotation, cellular component: cytoplasm; nucleus.